GAAGCUGUGCUCACUGACUCAGUCAUACUGAACUGCAGGGGCAGGGGAGCGGAUGCGACGCGCCGUGUCCGGCUGCACCGAUCUCUACUCUCACAGGAAAAUACGGAUUUAAAAGUGUGGAUUGUGUAUUUCACUGCUGAAUUUGAAGUGGGUAAGGUUCGGCUCCUCCGUGGGAUACUUUUGUUGCAACUUGCGCGCUUGUGAUUCUGUUAGACUACAGUUUUCUGUCUGUGGAUAUGGACAGAAGAGUGCGCGCUGCAGGGGAAGAAGGCACGCCGGUAGAAACAUUUGUCUGAUUUAGGAAAUUGGGAGGAAACUAUAUAGAAUUGAUGGAUGUUUGAUGAAGCCAUUUGCGCCUUAUUGUGCUUAUUUUCAGAGACUUGGAAUUAGAGACGAAGAACGAGGACCCUUGAGUUGUUUUCCUAACCAGACUCUCGGUUUUACUUCUAAAACGGUGCGUAAAACAUGGAAACGGUAACGCGACAGAGUUUCCAGCCUCACCCGGGACUGCAACAAACUCUCAAACAGUUUCACCUGAGCUCCAUGAUCUCUCUCGGAGGACCGGCCGCUUUUUCGGCCAGAUGGCAACACGAUCUGCUCUUCAAGAAGGACGGGAAGGACGUUCCGGAGCCCGUGCUGCACCUCCCGCCCAUGCAGCCUCCUCCGGUGAUGCCGGGGCCGCUCUUCAUCCCGUCCGACCGCUCCACCGAGAGGUGCGAGACAGUCCUGGAGGGCGAGACCAUCUCGUGCUUCGUGGUCGGCGGCGAGAAGCGCCUGUGCCUGCCGCAGAUCCUCAACACAGUGCUGCGGGACUUCUCGCUCCAGCAGAUCAACUCGGUGUGCGACGAUCUGCACAUCUACUGCUCCCGAUGCACCGCCGACCAGCUGGAGAUCUUGAAAGUGAUGGGCAUCCUGCCGUUCUCCGCGCCGUCCUGCGGACUCAUCACCAAGACGGACGCGGAACGCCUGUGCAACGCGCUCAUCUACGGGGGAACGUAUCCGCCGCACUGCAAAAAGGAGAUCUACGGCGGCUCUAUAGAGCUGGAGCUCACCGAGAAGAGCUUCAAGAUCUACCACGAGUGCUUUGGGAAGUGUAAGGGGCUGUUCGUCCCGGAGCUCUACAUAAGUCCCAACGCGCCCUGCAUCCAGUGCAUGGACUGCAGGCUCAUGUACCCAACCCAUAAAUUCGUGGUGCACAGUCACAAAUCGCUGGAGAACAGGACUUGCCAUUGGGGCUUUGACUCGGCCAACUGGAGGGCAUAUGUUCUUCUGAGUCCGGAUUACACGGGGAAAGAGGAGAGAGUGCGUCUGGAGCAGCUCCUGGAUGACAUUAAGGAGAAAUUUGACUUCGCCAAUAAAUAUAAGCGGAAAGCAUCAAGGGUGUCUAAAACCAUUCCUGCCAAGAAGACCAAACAUGAUGACUUUCCAGCACAGUCGCCCUCAGGAGACAAAGACAUGCAACCUGAUUGGCUACGGUCCCUGUCUGCAUCAGCCAAUAAGGGGAUCAACUGUAUCCAGCCCAGGCAGAGACCUUCUGCAUUCAGGCCAUGGUCUCCAAACAUCUCUGUUGGUGACAAGGAGGGAGCCAGCAGACAUGCGAACAUGUUACAUGACAGCUUCUACAUUUACAAGAGUCUUGAGAGUGCAGUGGCCCCCAACGUAGCUCUGACGCCCCUCCAUAAAGGGGGGCAGGCAUCUCCUACUGCCCCCAGCACUUCACACCCGCAAGGGGCAGAGAGCGAAGGUGCCAGCCAUGGGAGGAAGAGGAGGCUGGCAGGAGAGACCCACCCCAGCCCACAGUCUUGCCCCUCAGCCACCGCCACCAAGCCCCUACCGCCCCCUCAGGAGGAGCGGGAAUCGGAUGUGGAGGUGGAAGUGGACAGCCGUGAAGAAUUGACAUCAUCACUUUCCUCCCUCUCCUCCCCAUCCUUUACAUCUUCGAGCUCUGCUAAAGACUUGAGCUCUCCCGCUGGCCCCAGAGCCACCAUUCCAGCAGUGCUGAUGCCAGCCAGUGGGGCCCCUGAAGGCCCCCUGGUGUCUGGAGGGGAGGGGCACGGCAUGACGAACCUGGAGUCAGAGCUAGAGACGCUAAGACAGGCACUGGACAGCGGCUUGGACUCAAAAGAAUCAAAGGAGAAGUUUCUGCAUGAGAUAGUGAAGAUGAGGGUCAAACAGGAAGAGAAGCUCGGAUCUGCCCUGCAGGCCAAACGGAGCCUUCAGCAGGAGCUGGAGUUUUUACGCGUCGCUAAGAAGGAGAAGCUUCGUGAGGCAACUGAGGCGAAGAGGAACCUGCGGAAGGAGAUUGAGCGCCUGCGUGCUGAAAGCGAGAGGAAAAUGAGGGAGGCCAAUGAGUCGCGUAUACGGCUUAAGAGAGAGCUUGAGCAGGCCAGACAGCUACGAGUGUGCGACAAAGGCUGUGAGGCCGGCCGCCUGCGAGCCAAGUACUCUGCUCAGAUUGAGGACCUGCAGGUAAAGCUACAGCAUGCAGAAGCUGACCGAGAGCAGCUGAGAUCCGAUCUGAUGCAGGAACGGGAGGCACGGGAGCACCUGGAACGAGUGGUAAAAGAGCUACAGGAACAACUCUGGCCCAAAAGCUCCAGCAAAAAUGGCACAGAAGCAGCACCCCCACCCACCAAAGACUCAAACAACUAAUCUUCUCACUAUCUCUUGACCUCGCCCAAUCCACUUCAACAUCGUCCUGACUGACAGAACUUACCGCCCAAUCAUAUCAACUAGCAUGCGGGUGAGCACCACCCACCUGCUCCUAGCCAGUGCAAAAUUGGAGCUAAUCGGAGGUAUCCUGAAAUUUUGUUGAGGGAAUUUAAACUUAACACAUAAAAAUGUGUUGCUUUGAGAGCACUGAAAUGCACCCCGACUCCAAUCAGAAAUAACAAGGAUAAAAAAAUGCAAAAAGUAAAUUUAGAAAGGAAGAAUCCAAUAGCACAAAAGCUAACUGUGCCUGAAACUGAAUAUGUUUUAAAACAAAGACUUUUCUAUGAUGGAAAAAAAUCAUAAAUUGGUGAUGACAAUAAAACAUUUUACAUGGCAAUUUUUAAGGUGACCUUUAAAGCAUGCUCUCCACCCCACACUGUUGUCUGACAGAAAAGGACUCAUCAUCCCAUCUGAAAUUCCUGUUUCCUUUCGUUCCCUUCCUCAUCUUGGGGAAGUACGAUGAAAUUCACUUUGUAAUAAGCUAUUUAAGAGACUUCAUAGUGAGUGUAUGAGACAAAACAGCAACUUUCUUCUGCGAACUAUCAGAGGCUCAAAUUCCCCUUCUUUUACGUGUCAAGAAAAGAGAAAGAAUUAUUUCUGUCAUGCUUGUUAAAGUUUUGAUAUGGAGAGACAUAGUUACACACAAACACACACUUAUCCUUGUAAGAGAAAUACCAGGCCGAAGAGGGCCGAGGGGUUCAACUCUGUUGAAAGUGGAGAGAUAUUUGUAUUCAAGUAAGUGUUAUCAUCAAGCCAUGGCAAACAAAUUCUCCCCCUCACAAGCUGUAGAGUGUGUACACACAACUAGACAGAUACGGCAUGCACAUUAACACAUGUGUGUACACUCAAACAUAAACACAUGCUUGAUGUUACUGUUUGUGUGCGUUUUGGGUCAUUUAAUAAGUUUGUUGUCUGUGUGGCAUUGGCGGUUUGUGGCUCUGUAAGGGUUGUGAGGGUUUGUUCUUGCUACGGCCACAGCUCACACACUUGCAAACACACUCAUACAGUGCUUCUCUGUGGGCUGAGGUGCUGAGAAUUGGCCCAGCUCAUGAUAUGGCUUCUAGGGCUGAAGGUGUCAUGUGAUCAAGAACCACAAAUUGUUCUUUUUAUGUAAAUUAUAAUAUGUAAAUAUGAAAAUGUUUCUCUUUUGUUUUGUUUUCGCUUUGUUUUUUACUUUACAAUAAUGAAUCGCACUUUGUCAUUACAAAAUACUGUCUAAACACAUUGCGCUCCCACACUCUCCCACGCAUUUAUCUCAGAGAGUUUAGUAUUCUUAAGUAUAAAGUUGAAAUAAACAUUUUUGUUAAUUAUAUGCAUUUCUAAUAAAUGCAAUGUAAUCAUGUUUUUAAGACAUACUAUUGUAAAUAAAUAAAACUGCAAGAAUAAUAAUAAUAAAAAAGAUCUACAUGCUUGCUCAAAUGUGGACAGCGCACACAGAACUGUCCCCCCAAUCCGACUUUAAUUCAACAUUUAUCAUAGUUAUCGAUAUAUGAUUAUAAUCGUUGCUAAAGUGUUAUUGUUACUGUCCUGGAUUCCUACAUGCAUUGAACGGUUCAGAAUCAAAUUUAAAAUCGUUCAGAACGAAUAGGAGUCAGACACACAUAUGUCCAGCAUUGAUAAAGAGAGUUUAAAUAAGAAUGCAGGUGCUCCUCUCGGCUGAAAUAUGUUUGCUGUGAGCAAGAGCAUAUUACUGUAUACAAAUGGAUGAAUGAACGAAGUUUCGAUGGUUUAAUAAAUGCAUCUUUAAAUGCUCACACACUUAGCUGAGAUAGAUUUUGUUGAAAAUACAUAUAUUUUAUAAGUGAUUUAUAUACAUUGGGUACAAUGCAAUCAGAAUGUAUGUUACGUUUUGGCUCUUUUCUUUUCGUCGUUCUUGUUGAUGCUAUAACGGAUGUUUUUCAGAUUGUGUGAAUAUUUUAUUGCUUGUCUUAUGUUCCUUCUUUCAAUAGCAAGCUUAUGUAAUUUCUUUCAUAUGCAUGGAAUUUAAAGAAAAAGAUCAAGUCUGCCAUUCGUAUAUUCAUUAUUGGGCAUUAAAACUGUAUAUGUAAUUUUUCAUUGUUUUAUGCAAUAUACAGCAAUUUUAAUCUUUUUUUUUACUUCAAAGGAAAACAAAACCCUCUCAACAAUAAAUUUCAAGAUAAGAGCUCUUAACAAUCAUGAACGCAAACAUACACACAUUAAUGCCAUUACUCUUGGGAUAAAUACAGACCUUAUGUGCAUAUGCAAUGCUGGAGACCCUCAAGUGCCUGUCUUUGGCCCCUUGGGGUUCCAGAAGAGGAACAAUUGUUCAGACAGCGGUCAGCUGAUGAGAGCGGGCCGUCCCAUUUGCACUCUGAUGGGGGGGAGGGGUGGUGGGGGCAGCUUAUUUUAUAGGAGCUUAUUUGAUAGGUUUUAAUGCCAUUUUGUCAGUAUUCCUUUGAUGUUUUCUUCUUUAAAAAAAUAAAUGAAAGAGAAAUGCAUAGCAGAAUUUAAUGUUCCAAUUGCCACUGGUAAAGAAGAAUUUAAAUCUUAUACUAAGAUAUCUUUUAAAUAUACAACAGGAUAAAUAAACUCUUUUCUUUCUGUUUUUAAGGAAUAAACUGAAUAUAUUUAAGAGGUUACUUUUGCUAUAGAUGUAAAAAGAGCCAUUGAAAUGAUAUGAUUUGCCCUGACCUGUACAAUGCAGGAUAUGUUGCAGAUAUUAAUUAAACAAGGGUCUAAAGGACGCUCAGUGUCUUCAACAAGAGUAGCAAGAGGCUGUGCAUUUGUACAGACCAAAACAAUUUUAUAAAAAUAAAACAUUUAAAAAAAAUAAUUCAGAUGAGGUUGUUUUGUAGUUUUUACAUGCAAAUUGAUAUGUGUAGUUUACUUUGUUCAUGGUUUUCUAUGAAAAAGGGAGAAAUUGUUCAAAAAGGCUCCUUUGCUCCCAUAUAAUACUAAAAAUGUUUGAUUUUAUUUUCUAAAAGAGCCAUUUUUGCUAACAAAUAAAGCUACAACACAGCAAUAAUGACAUAACAUCACUUAUAAAUGAACAGGAUUAGCCAGUUGGAUGAUAAAAGUACAAAUUCACCUUUGUAAAUAGCUGUUUUCAUUUUACAAAAAAUUGUAUCAUAAAUGUAUAUUGUUUUUUUUUUUUUGUUUUUUUUCAGAAUAAGAAAAACUUUACAUAAUAGUAGUUAUAUUUUACGUUGUGUUUUUAAAAAGAAAGAAUUGUUUUAAAAACAAUUUCAAAGGUUGUAUUCCCAACGCAAGCAUAUUCAGUACUUUAUUUCACUUUUUUUUGUGCUUUAAAGAAUAAUGAUAAUGUUUAGUAGACUAUGGUAAAUACCUUUCUUUUUUCAGUUAUCAACUUUUUUAUUAUGUUCAACUGAAUAUCAAAUACAUCAAUUCUGGUUGAAUCAGACAUCCACAUACUUUCGUACUUAUUUUAACAAUGUGUUUCUUUAUUUUCCAUAUCUUCUUAGCCCUUCAUUGCUGCUGCUAUAACAAUAUACUAUAAACUUUACAAUUCUUGAAAUUAUUUUUAUGUAAGAGAUUAUGCUUUCUUCUUCUACUGAUGCCGCUUAUACAGUUUGAUCUGGUCAAUAUCUCCCUCUUAGACUGCCCCUCUCCCUUCACAUGGACUAUAAUGUAAGAUAGAGAGCUCUAUGAGAUUAGAGUUGAGAGUAGUUUGGCUUAUAUACUGCAAUGUCAGGAUGUACAGUGUAUAGACCCAUAAUCAAAAAUAAAGUUGUUUGUCCAGAUGUC
This is a messenger RNA of Myxocyprinus asiaticus (Chinese sucker), 6438 nucleotides long. RefSeq names its product v-ski avian sarcoma viral oncogene homolog a (gene skia). The transcript is spliced from 7 exons. The record is from RefSeq and is a predicted model, not a curated record. Bases 466 to 2652 code for a protein of 728 amino acids. Gene Ontology annotation, cellular component: nucleus. Gene Ontology annotation, biological process: negative regulation of BMP signaling pathway. NCBI's taxonomy places the organism in Eukaryota, Metazoa, Chordata, Actinopteri, Cypriniformes, Catostomidae. Gene Ontology annotation, molecular function: SMAD binding; DNA-binding transcription factor activity, RNA polymerase II-specific; RNA polymerase II cis-regulatory region sequence-specific DNA binding.